This is a messenger RNA of Sphaeroforma arctica JP610, 4173 nucleotides long. RefSeq lists its product as hypothetical. The record is from RefSeq and is a predicted model, not a curated record. NCBI's taxonomy places the organism in Eukaryota, Ichthyosporea, Ichthyophonida. The coding region runs from base 272 to 4135 and encodes 1287 amino acids. The transcript is spliced from 6 exons.
CCAUGAACAGCUUCAUAUAGGUACGUAAAUAUAUACAGUGUAUCGCCGCUGAACUGUCUAACCCCAUCGCCACGUAACAAUGCGAGAGUUAAACUCUGUACGCAGGGCUCGGAAACACAGGAGGUAGCGUUGAUCACAAUAUCCAGAAGACUGUAGAACGUACAUGUAUGCACACGCUGCAAGCUUUUACACGACGUGAUCGCACCAUCAAAUAGACCGUAUAUGGUACAAAGCAGGGUGUAUAAUUUAGCGUAUACGUUUCAUUAGGUACAUGGUGAGCAGCCCGAAAUCGCAGGUGCGAGUCCGACACCAUGUUGAGCGAGAUGGAGGACUCCAGGACGGAUGUGCGGAUGUCCCAUUUCCCAAUCUGUCCUUUGUGGAUGUGUCGGGCGAGAGCCAUGCGAGCACACACAGUGGAUCAGCACUACGUACGCCACAGCCACCGCACACCACAAGAGGCCACACGUAUACGCGCACAGAAGCUCCGUACACACGCUCCUAUCUGCGAGCAGGAGAGAGCACUCGUGCAACCACACAGGGGUAUAUGGGGGUGACGACGAGACCGCUGACAUUCCGCAGUGGCUAUGGAUACACCGAUAGACUAAAUAUGGGCCAUGCACGUUUGCGCCAGGCACCUGUCAGUACAACCAAGACACCCGUGCAUACCAGUGCGCUGGUAGAACGUGCUUAUAACAGCGAAUACGAUACGAAAGUCAUCGAAUCCGACGAGUACAUGCCAGAUGCCAAUACACAGGCAGGGAAAAGGGGAAUUGGUAUUGGGAGUGAAGACCGAUCUGGAGGUGGCGCCAACGCUUUCUACGGAGAUGCAAUCCUCGCGUAUAGGAACCAUACUUUUGCAGGCAGAAAUGAAUUUCCCGAAAGUGAUGGCAGGACGGAUACAACCGGAAACAACGCAGGUGUAGGCGAUCCCGAGGAUCCCAUAACGCCCUUGUACAUGCUGCAUGAUUUCUCUCGAGUGUACGAACUGAUUGAUCGCCAGCGAGCACUGAGUACAGGUCAAUUAAGGCAAAGUAGGGAAUCUGCUGAGGAAGCCGCACAUCUGCCAUCCCGGCUGCUACCCCCAGCGGAAAUGGUGGAAUCUUCUGUAGUCAGUCCGCAGCAUUCGGAUCACGAGACAACGAACGAAGACACUGGUCCUGCGCCAGAAGAACCUACAAACGGCACCACUUCUGAGGAAGCUGCGUCCACCAAUCAUCGCGAGCCAUCGGGAGAGUGUAACGACGAGUGCUCGGUGCUAUCCACUGAUAUCAGCGACGAUGGCAUGCGCGUGCGUAUCGCUGAGAAAACACACAAGGGUAGACGUAUGCGACCGAAAGCCGCUCAGGCAUCGGCAGCCGAAGUACCACACCAAGUAUUAGAUGUCAAACUUAUACCUGAACGAUUACCGUUCGAGAAUUCUACAGUUGUUACAGAGCGACAGAAGAAUACCUGCUCGACUAAGGAUGCUGCAGCCACGAGCCCCGCAUCAUCCAAGGCGGCACAACCACUCGGAGUCGAUGAGCUGAGCGUGACACGCGCUGACAGUGAUCGCCCAGUAGUAGCAACCGAGAACAGGUUGAAAGCUGAGAAGUCCCAGGAAGGUCUCGACAUCACCAACACACGACGAUUGAGCACACAGUCAUGGGUGGGUGCGCAGAACACUGGGAGACCCUCGCCACACCCGGUUACCGAAGCACGUGCGAGCAACAUGGACGAGGCAAGCAGAGAUGCAUGUGGGGCACCGGCUGAAGCUAAGACGCCUUUGGGUGGGCAUGAGCAGGGCUACAAUCCUGGCCGCGAAAGCGCGAGAGUGCAAGAGGCCGGGGUAAAGAUUGUCCACAACUGGAACUUGGGUGGAGGUGCGCUGAAGUCCGAUGUCUCGGGGUUGUCUGACUCUUUCGCUUUCAGUGACUCGGAAACGAGUGUCACAAUCGCUACUUCGGUGUCUGGCUUUUCGGAUGGUUCCUUGCGGCACUACCCUCCUCUAAAGCUAUCAAUGCCACUUUCUGUCAAGACGGAUAUAGCCUUGGAACGCUCUCAGUAUGUAUCUGAUGUGGCCCUGGACGCUGUUGUCGACCCCGAUACUAGUGACAGGGACCUGCCGCAGCACAUGGCUGUGUCGACAAACACCAUACAGCGCGUUAGUAGAGAUGGUCAGCCCUACUUGUCUGUAGUGACGUCUAGUGAUUCAGAGGCACACAGUCGCGUGAGUGUGGGGAGUGACGAGCAAUCUGCUAUACGCGUGCUCCAGGAGUGUCUGCCUAUCACUGGCAAUUUACGCAUGAUUAGUACAGAGCAAACACCUACAGACACGGUCAGGGCUGUCGACCAGGCCGGGCUGGUUAGACGAGGUAUUGGUCCUCAGUCUUCCGACAGAAAUAUGCGCACAACGCAUGCGAUGGCACGAACACCGUCAUCGGAGCUAUCAGAAGUUGACUCAGAGAUCACGCUUAAGGGAAUCGAUGCAGAAGAGAGAGGAGCGAGCUCAAGUGACGCCAGCCAUGACUCGUACGCACGUCUGGGCCAGUCUGCCUUCGGCACAUUGGGCACAGACUACUCAACUACCACAACCGAGGCGUUCAGUGACAGCAGCAGCUACGACGGAGAUGUCAGCAGCGCCAUGUCGCACCUGUCUGUCGUCGCGGAGUCUCACAAGGAGGUCCCGCGCGUGCAGUCGCCAGCAGAUCGAUCGCACGCAGAGCCCGGCACUGCCGAGGUGCACCCGGUGCCGUAUAGCGAUGUGAUGCGAAGCCUGUCGCGGAACAACACACAUCAUCUGUCAGUAGUGGCCGAGUCUAGCAUACUUGGCGUGACCCACUUGCCUGGGGAUGACAUACCAGAACAGAUACAUGUGCGCAUGUCCGCACUUGGGAGGGCAUACAGUCAACCUCCAGAGUCAGAGUCUGUUCCCGUGAGAAGUCACUCGCAAGCCACCUCAAAUUCGGUGCGAGUCGACACACAGACCCCAGUACCGGCAGUGGCUGAUGCCACACCUCAGAAUAUAGAUAGUACUCGCAGAGAGGAGGUGCAAAGUAGCUUUGCUGUGACGCGUCGUUCUGCCACGGGAUAUCACGACGGCGCCUCUAAGCGCUCGGGGCUGUCGCACAGCCCGCAGUCGACAAGGUCAAGUGAUACAAGUCUAUUCAGUGGCAGUGCGGAUGUUAGCGAUGCGAGUGGGGAUGCGGAAGGCACUCAGGACGAACUAUCGAUAGUCUAUGAGUCACCAAACAGUGUAGCGCACACUACGGGCCGAGGGAGCCCGCGAGCAGCUCGGAGUCUAACGUAUGAGACAACCGCUCAGCCUUCAACAGCAACGAGGCGUGACUGUGGUGCACCCGAAAGGGUAGCCAAAAGGUCGUAUGGGGAAGCAUCAAAUGGCCUGCGCAUGAAUGGUGAUGAUCUCGAUAUUGAACGGGAUUGGACCGGCGUAGAGCACGGGAAAUCGAUGCGUGACGGUGCAGAUGCAGAGUCCAGCUGUGCGCAGUUAGGUGGUGUGGUCAAUCAAACGGACAGCCGGAACGCUUCAAGCGACAGCAAAAGUGAUUCACGAGCGAGUAGCGGGCAGCGCAAGACUACUGUGCAGAGCCCCGUGGCGCCACUUGUGGUGGAAGUAUAUACCUACCACGACGCGCUGGCAACGGGAAGUUUGUCAAACAGAACGCGACAGGUGGUAUCGGGUCAGGAGCCAUUUUCAGGCCAUACCUUGGAUCAAUCGGAUAUAGAGACACACAAUAGGGAAGCAAUUCCUGCACGAGCACAUCCAGGCCGUACACAUGGACCACAGGACAGUUCAAUCAAAGUCAUUGAAGUGAACGACGCUACACCACGCGUACAUGUGGACGCGGAGAGCAACGAGGGUGAGACCAAUAUCGCAGGUCAAACUCUUGGCGCAGCGACCCUCACACCAACACCGCAAGCGCCCGGCCUGCUGGCGACAGGUGAAGGGAAGGUUUGCACAGGCGUUGAUGAGGGAAGUGCGUCAAAGAACACACUGGACAUGACGGCUGGACCGUCUGUGGUGGCUGUGGAGCGACAGCAGGGAUCGUUCAGCUUGAAGGAUGUGCAGAAUCGAAUCGAUCAAGCGAGGAAGCAAUUGUCGAAUAUCGCAGCGAAUUUGGGGGCUCGAUCGUCGUAAGAUACUGCGUACGACUAUUUAUUUGGUUCAGAUGCAAC